AUGUUGGUAAGUUCUUGCACUUAUCGAGCAAGUCUGCGAGGUGUAAUUGGGCUUCAAUCAAACAAACGGUCAUUUUCUAUGUUUCAAGGUGUGUCCGAUGCCUUGGUCACAAUUCACACCGCAUCUGGACUGCCGUGGGUAGUACUCAUACCAUUGGGAACCAUUGCAUUGAGGACAGUUACUACUUUGCCCUUGAGCAUAUGGCAAAGGAAGAGGAUAGUGAAACAGCAGGAAUUGAGGAAGCUAGUGCAGGCGAUCCCACCAGUGACCAAAUUACGACUGGCCGCUACCACGGCUUCAAAGAUUGAAACAGGUCCAAUUACCAGCUCAGGAAGUGCCAUUAGUGAAACACCGACUACAGAGCCAUCAGGGAAGAAUCGAACUCUUACGCCUGAACAAAUUACACUUCUGGCCGUAAAGGAAACAAGAAAGAGACAAAAGAGACUGUUCAGCAAGUACAAUGUACAAAUGUGGAAAAACAUAGUUCUGCCCUUAGUUCAAGUGCCACUAUGGGUAACAUUGUCCAUGGGUAUAAGAACACUUACCGAGAAGAAAUUAUUAGAGACGAAUUAUUACAAUAUUUUGAGCACGUAUAUUCCUCCAAAUUUGGAUCUCAGCCUUCCCCUCGACUCCCUUCCAAUGCUGCUGCCAAUGAUCCUAGGUUCAUUUGCCCUUACCAAUGUUGAGUACAACGGGAAGAUGCUAACGAGCACGAAGGCAUCAGAUGCAGGAAUUAAAGUCGCUACAGAUGAGUUUUCAAAGAUCUCACAAAGUAUGACGAGUAUCUUGAACAUUUCGAGGUUCAGUUGUAUAUUCAUGAUGGGGAUCUCAUCCCAAGCACCAUUAUUACUCUCUUUAUACUGGAUAAGCUCACAGGCUUAUUCAUUCAUCCAAAACUUGGUUCUAAACUGGCUAUGGCCAUACGAGAGGUGA
Molecule: messenger RNA, 933 nt
Organism: Torulaspora delbrueckii
Lineage: Eukaryota; Fungi; Ascomycota; Saccharomycetes; Saccharomycetales; Saccharomycetaceae
Gene: COX18
Product: membrane insertase COX18
Exons: 1
Coding region: 1-933 (310 amino acids)
Biological process (GO): protein insertion into mitochondrial inner membrane from matrix; mitochondrial respiratory chain complex IV assembly
Cellular component (GO): mitochondrial inner membrane
Molecular function (GO): membrane insertase activity
Source: RefSeq, a predicted model, not a curated record